Ricinus communis (castor bean) is the source of this 1503-nucleotide messenger RNA. RefSeq names its product alpha/beta hydrolase domain-containing protein WAV2. Gene Ontology annotation, biological process: proteolysis. Gene Ontology annotation, molecular function: palmitoyl-(protein) hydrolase activity; serine-type peptidase activity. The transcript is spliced from 8 exons. Gene Ontology annotation, cellular component: membrane. Lineage: Eukaryota; Viridiplantae; Streptophyta; Magnoliopsida; Malpighiales; Euphorbiaceae. The coding region runs from base 188 to 1138 and encodes 316 amino acids. The record is from RefSeq and is a predicted model, not a curated record.
UCUUCAAAAGAAAAAAAAGAAAGGCAGUGAAGGAGGACCCACUCCUGUUUAUUUUCCGAGUUCCAAAAAAAAUUCAUUUUUGUCCCUAAGAAAAAAAAAAAAAAAAAAACCCACUCCACAGCUCAAAAUCAAGCAUCACGGCACAGCUAAAAUUCGUAAGCAUCAAAUCAAAUAUAAAACAAAACAAAUGGUGUCGUACGUGAACGCGUUGCUGUACGGAGUGGGAGGCAUAGUGGUCGCCGGAAUGGCUUUGUUGGUGGCGUUUCAGGAGAAGUUAGUGUACGUACCGGUUUUACCCGGUCUCACCAAAUCCUACCCGAUUACUCCAGCCCGACUCCGCCUCAUUUAUGAGGAUGUUUGGCUCAGAUCCUCCGAUGGUGUCCGCCUUCAUGCUUGGUUCAUUAAGCUUUUCCCUGAAUGCCGCGGUCCAACCAUCUUGUUUUUCCAGGAGAAUGCAGGAAAUAUUGCUCACCGUCUUGAAAUGGUUCGCAUAAUGAUACAAAGAUUGCACUGCAAUGUUUUCAUGCUUUCAUACCGAGGUUAUGGAGCAAGUGAUGGAUACCCUUCUCAACAUGGCAUCACAAAGGAUGCUCAGGCUGCAUUGGAUCAUCUUUCUCAAAGGACUGACAUUGACACAUCUAGAAUAGUUGUGUUUGGGAGAUCAUUGGGCGGUGCAGUUGGAGCUCUGCUAACCAAAAGCAAUCCUGAUAAGGUUGCUGGAUUAAUACUCGAAAAUACUUUUACGUCUAUUCUGGACAUGGCUGGAGUUCUACUGCCCUUCUUAAAAUGGUUUAUUGGAAGUAAUCAUUCAAAAGGUCCAAGAAUCCUUAACUUUCUUGUGCGUUCUCCGUGGAGCACCAUUGACGUCAUAGGGGAGGUUAAGCAACCAAUCCUGUUUCUCUCGGGAUUGCAGGAUGAAAUGGUUCCCCCACCCCAUAUGCAAUUGCUUUAUGCAAAGGCAGCUGCUCAUAACAAGGAAAGCAUCUUCGUCGAAUUUCCUACUGGCAUGCACAUGGACACCUGGCUAUCUGGCGGUGAUCAGUAUUGGAGAACUAUUCAGCAGUUUCUUGAAAAGUAUCUUCCUGAGAACAAGGAAAACGAGUCAUACCAUGAUAUCAAAGAUUUUGAUGGGAGGUGACUUCUUGCAUGUAGAGUUUUGAGAUACUGUGAAUUAGCUCAAGAUAGGUCCUCAAAGCAUUUGUGCCUUUUGUUCUUGAAGCUGCAGCAAUUAAAAGCCCUCUGUGAGAAGUUGCAGUUCCUUUAGACCUGUUCAGCACAUUCUGGUUUCAUCCCAGAUAUUUUUUUUCUUUUAUUGGUUGUAGAAUCUUCAGCAGAUCGAGAAGUGUAUACUGUACAACUCUUUGACGUAUACCAUUGUUAGUUAGUCAAUUCUGAUCUGAUUGUACGAAUAAGAAAUAUCUGAUAUUUUUAAAAAUAUAUAAUUGAUGUAAUGGACUGAUUGCAAUUUUAUAGAUAAAAUCGUAGGUUGAUCUUCUUCUGGAA